Molecule: messenger RNA, 576 nt
Organism: Caenorhabditis remanei
Lineage: Eukaryota; Metazoa; Nematoda; Chromadorea; Rhabditida; Rhabditidae
Exons: 3
Coding region: 1-576 (191 amino acids)
Source: RefSeq, a predicted model, not a curated record
AUGACCGAUAAGAACAAACUGUUCGACUUCUCGCAGGACGAUCGAUCGGCACAGCAAUCAUCUACUGCCGACCUCCAACAAUCAACGCCUUCUAGCACUAUCCGACUUCUCCAUUCAAAGUCGCCGGUGUCAGGUUCAACUACUCCCACUGCAACUAAAUCACCAUCCCCAAAAAAGACGACGCCUCUUCAAUACAACCAGAUGAUGGCUAUGGUGAACGCUGGCUUCAUCCAUCCAAACCAAAUCCCGGCGCAUCCCACGCCACCUUCAUCAUCAACUUCUAUGCCGACAGCCCAACAAACUUCGUUCAUUCCCCAUCAACAAAUGGUUGCCCACCAACAUGCCGCCUACUACAACACUGAAAUGCAACAGCGACGUCAGCUGGAGGAACAGCUCAUGUUGGCUAAUAGAGAGGUGGCAAGAUUGAAGUAUGAAGUGGUCCGAUUGAAGAAAGAAAAUGCGUUGAAUCGAAGGGAAGCAGAAGCUUACAAGGGGCUCUAUGAUUCGCUCAAAGGAGACCAUACCGUCAUCGAUUCAAACCCCACUCCCCAAAAAGAAAGAGAUCGAGCAAUAUGA